Ichthyophthirius multifiliis is the source of this 5026-nucleotide messenger RNA. RefSeq names its product PAS domain S-box family protein. Gene Ontology annotation, biological process: regulation of DNA-templated transcription. The record is from RefSeq and is a predicted model, not a curated record. The transcript is spliced from 14 exons. Lineage: Eukaryota; Ciliophora; Oligohymenophorea; Hymenostomatida.
GAAGCUGAAUCUGUUAAUUUAUUAGGAAAAGAAUUUAAUUCAAUGAAUAAAUUCGCGGGAAAUAUGCGUAGUUUAUUUUUCGAAUUUCUCUAUAUAAUAUUAAAGCAAGACGAAAUGUCCAAAAUAUUAAAUAGUCUAUUAAUUUUUAUUUAAUAUUGUCAAAUAUAUUCUUUCGCAUUUCAUCCAAACAUAAACAAAGUAUGGGAAUCAAAAAUAGCCAAUAAUAUAUCAUCAGUAUUCGGUUAUAUAGGAAUUUUCCAAAUAUAUCGCAGUGGAGGUUGGAAUACGUUUUUAGUGAUUUUUUUUCUCGCCGUAUGUAUAGUGAUGAUAUUUUCUUUUGGUUUUCUUUUUGUUUUGUCACAUUAAAACGUUAAAAAUCUGUUACUGGUAUAAUAGUAACAUCUUUAAAAAUUAUUAUUAAUUUAUUAAUUACUAUAUUUUAUAUGCCUUUUCUUGAUACUUUUCUUGUAGUAAUUAAUUGCAUUUCAGUUAAAAAUUCACGUGAUUAAGAUGUUUUUGUUAUUAAAUAAUAUUAAGAUAAUGAAUGUUGGAUAGGAAUGCAUAUUUUUUAUGCAUCUGCAGGAAUUACAUGUCUUAUUUUGUUAGUUUUUUUCACUUUUUUACUCUCUUUAUUAUAUUUUGAUGGAAUUCAUAAUGAUAACAAAGUUAAUUCUAGGACAAAUAGCCGAGGAAUUUUUACUUUGAUUAUCUAUGAAACUGUUUUAGUUGUUUUUUUUAAUUUUCUUUCUGGUUAAGGUUAUAAUGGAGUAUUAAUUUUUGUAUAUUUAGCCGGUUCAAUUUUAACAUUUUAUCUUUUACAUAUGAAUACGCCCUUUAACGAAUAAAAUACAGGUAAAGUUUGGUCUUUUUUAUCGACAAUUAAUAUAUGGACAGCUAUUAUGUUUACAAUGGCAUAAUUAACAGAAAAAAGAAUUUUUCAUGGAAUUAUAUAUGCAUGGAUCAUAGGACUUCCUUUAUUAUUUUUAAUAAUAUUAAUGAACCCAGCCGAUAAAAAUAAAAGUGAAUCUUCCGUAAAUAUAAAUGUUAAUAAAUUUCAAGAUGCCCAAGAAGUAAUUGAUCAUGCGAUUUAUGUAUUAAAAUUAAUUUAAAAUGAUAUGAAAAAGACUAAAUCAGGUUAAUUACUUAAUGGUUAUAUAGAAUUCCAUAAUAAAACAUGUUUAAUUUCCAGUUGUCCUUUAAAAAAAGUAAAAUUUACCAAUAAUGCCUGGAAAAAAACAAGAAACAAGAAAACAACGGUCCACAAAACACUAAUACAUCCAAAACGGAUAAAAGAUACUAGUUUUGUUAAGAAAUGAUAUCUAAAUUAUAUGAAGCUGGUAUAUAGAAAUUUCCUACUAAUAUUCCAAUAAGGAUAUAUUAUGCAGUUUUUUUAAUGAAAGUCAUAAAAAGCAAAUAACAUGCCCUAAAUGAAAUUUUAGACGCAGAAAAUUUCAAAUGCUCUUUAGAUGAGAGAUUUACUUUAUAUUACAUUAAGCGAUCUAUUGAAAAAGAAAUAUCAGAAAUGAGUAAAUAAGAAGGUGACGAUUAUGGAGAAUAGAGAACUUUAGAAGGAAAAAUAAAUCAUUUUAGAGCUGCUAUGGAGUAAACAGUUACUUUAUUAAUGGAAUUUUGGAGUUAGUUUUCUGAUGAUAAACCUGAUUUGACAAAAUUAUAUGAUAUAGGAUCUAAAUUAUUUCCUUUGAAAUUAUUAGUGGAUGAUAUUUGGAAGAGAAUAAGUAGAGGAAAAAGUGAGUAAAUACCAAAAGUUUUUAGAAUUUAUUCGAAAUAUUUAAUUGAUAUUUUUAAUGAUAAAUAAGCUGGGGUUGAGUUGUUGGAAAAAGCUUCAAAAAUGGAAUAAAAUUUUAAUAGUAAAAAAUAGUUUCAUUUUAAUUAUAGUUCAGAUGUUAAUAUUGAUGGAUAGGAAGAUGGUAUUAUUUUUAUGACUACAGAAGAAGAAAAAUUAGGCUAGAUUAUGGGAUGUAAUUUAACUGCUGCUAGUCUUUUUGGUUAUUAAAAAGCUGAAUUAAUUAAUAGAAAUGUAAAUAUACUUUAACCUUAUUUAUAUUCUAAAAAUCAUGAUGAUAUUCUUAAACAUUAUUUAGAAAACGAAAAUAAGACUUAUACCCCUAAAGAUAGAUUAUUAUAUGGAAAAAGCAAAUCUUAAUAUAUAUUUUCAAUAAUUAUUAAUAUAAAACCAGUAUAUCAUGCUUUAAAAGAUGGAAACGAGUUUUUCGGAGUUUUUAAGAAAGAAAAAAUGAUCAAAUAUUUAGGUAUAGUUCAUGUAAAUGAAAAAGGGAUUAUAAAAGAUAUAUCAGCAUCUUGUAUAAAUAUAUUAGGAAUAGAUAUUAAAACUAUAAGUUUAGAAUAAAUAUCAAUAAAUAAACUUUUCGAAGACCUAGAUGAAUUUAAAACCGAAUAUAUGAGCAAAUAAGGCCGUAUAACCGAAUAUAUAUUUCCAAAGAUUAGCGAGGACACUGUCCUGUUUCGUAAAAGUGAAAAAACCUCAAAAGUAAAUGUCCAAAUGUAAGAUCUAAAUUUAAAAUAUAAAGGUGAUGAAUUAAUUGGAAGAAUAUUCAAAAUUGAAUAAAUAUAAGAUAAAAUACCUUAAAAGAAUAUGAGGUCCAAAAUAGGAAAUACAAGUGGAAUAAAAAAAGCUCAAUAGCAACCUGUAAGUGGAGAGGAAAAUCUUUUUUCAACGCCUUAAAUUUAAUAAAGUUUUUAAUUUAAGUUAUGUAUAUAAGAUGAUUCCGAUAUUCUCUAUAACGGAGAAUUUAUAUCAGGUUAAUAUUCGGAAAUAAUUGCAAAUACCUCCUAUUAUAUAAAUGAGUAAAGUGAUAUUAUAAAUGAUAGUAAAGUUGCUGAUUUUAAUCUAAAUUCAAACAGAAACAAUGUCAUUAUACUAAAAUCAAAAAUAAUAAAUAAUGAGUUUAUUUUAGAAAACAAUAAAAGUGAAAAAGAGAUAGUCCUUGAGAAAAACUACGCAGAAGGUAUAAGAACUUUAAGAUUAGUUAAUAAUGAAUUACAUGAUGCAGAUAAAUUUAAAUUCGAUGAUUCUGAAGAGGAGGAAGACGAGAAAAAAAUAGAAGAAGAAUAAUAAUAAAAAGGAUAAAAAUAUAAACACUAAAAAUAAGGGCCUGUUGAAGAAAACAACCCAGAUUAGUAAGCUGGUGUUAACUCCGCAAAAGGACUAAACGAAGAACUCGAUAAAUAAUCAGAAUCUACAGCUAUUAGAUCAUUAAAAAUUUUUUCAAUGUUCAUUAUUUUUGUUAUGAUAGGAAUAGCAAGUAUAGAUUUCGCUCUUAAAAAUAUAGCAAUAAAUUAUUAAUAAAACACCAUAUUAGAAAUAAGAUUAUCUUCAAAUAGAAUAGCUGCUAUUAAUGAAAUAAUAUGUUAUAUAAGGGAAUAUGCCUUAGUAAAUCUAUAAGUGCGAAUACCUCAAAUAAAUGACACGACGAUGAACUAGAAUGCUAAAAUAGAAAAAGACGCUGUAAAUUUAUAGACUAGUUUAAGAUCUACAAUAAAUGAAUUAGAGUAAUUAAAUAAUUAAAUUGAAAAAAUAACUACUGCUGAAAAUAAAUUGGUUGAUGUUAAUUUCAAAGAAUAAACAAACCAAAGUGAAUUUAAUGUAAACUCAGUUUCUGAAUAAAUUAUAUCCAGAUCACAUAAUAUUGCUUAAAUUAGUUUUAACGAUAUUAGAAUUGAUUAAACAGAUUCAUAUUUUGUAUAAUUUAAUGGAUUAAAUGAUUAUAUUUUUAAACUUUUUGAUAAUUAUAAUACUAUGAAUGAUAAUAUUGUCUCUAAUAUUGAUAAUAUAGGAAAUAAUUCACUUACUUUUUUAAUUAUUUCAAUAGUAAUUAUGAUUUUUUUUUCUUUUAUUUUACUUAUUUUACUUGGAAAGACUAUUUUUGCGAAAUAAUUAAUUUUAUCAGUGUUUCUUGAUAUCCCCGAAAAAACAGCCAAAUAUCUCUAUUAAAAAUGCGAAAAUUUCCUAGCUUAAUUAGGUUCUAAUGAUGAAGAUGAUAUACAUAGUGAAGUAGAUUUCUUUAUUGAUGAUAGAGAAGAAGGUUAAGAAUCACGAAGUUCUAUAUUCGGUAAAAAAAGGAAAAAAUUUAAAAAUACUGAUAGAGGAAGUAUCGGAUUUUUAUUAAGAAUUGCUUUCGUAGUUAUUUUUGUAGAAACAUAUUUUAUUGUUAAUUAUUUUUUGGGAGAAAAUCAAAUAUAUGUCUUAAAAUAAACAAUAAAAGAAUUUAAUUAUACAACAAUAGCUGAAGCUUAUUAUUCUUUAACUUUAAAUGCUUAAAGAUAAAUGUUUAUUGAUGAUAAAUUUACUAUUUUAAACUAAAAUUCAAAAGUAAUAAUGACUGAAAUGAUAAACUAUUUAUAUAAAAUAGAUUCUACAAUGCAUGAAGAACAUGCUAGAAAUACAGAAUAUCAUACUAAUUCAGCUGAUUAUCUAGGUUCUUUUGAAAAUAUAAUGUUUAAAGAUGCAUGUGAAAUAAUAGUUAAUAGAAAAGGUGCAUCAUAGACAGAAUGUGAUAAUUUUGCUAAUGGAAUUGUUAAAUAAGUAAAAAAAAAAUUAAUUUUUUUUUUCUAUAAAAAUAAAUAAUAUUAGGGAAUGAUUACUGUAAUUAUAAGAUAUUUUUAAUUAAUUAGAUAUUUUAAAGAUAGAUAUGAUUAUGUUUUAAAUAAUCCUAAUAAAAAUUUUGAUUUUGCUUAAUUUGGAAAUUAAGUGUCUAUUUAAACCAAAUAUAUUAAAUCGGCUUUUAGAUAUUUAUAAGAGGUUUUUGAUGAUGAAAUGACCAAAUAUUUCGAUUCAUUUAAAGUUUAAAGAAUUUUAUUACUUAUUCUAUUUAUAAUUUUAUUAUUACUAGCUUCUUUUCUAUGCUGGACUCCUUUCUUAGCUUAAUUAAAUAAAGAAAUAUGGUCAACUAAAUGUUUAUUAUCGUUUAUUCCUGUUGAUGAAAUGACUAAAAUAAAAAGCAUAGGAAACUUUAUUAGAGAAUUUAUUAUAGAUAGAAAAAUAUGA